CAAUUCGAGCUGUUUACGUUACUUUGCCUAAGUACUUUAUGGUCCAUCGAAAAAUUAUCUAUAAAAUACUACUGAUAAUGAAAUGACCUUCAUUAGCUCUUAAAUCAUACUGACACUAAAGCACAAGUAUAUUUAAACCUGAUAUUAUAGUUGUAGGAUUAUUUACUUUUCAAUUACCUUAUGUGUAAUCGGUUCAAUGUACACUUAUACAUUAUUUUACUCUUCAACUGCCGCAUUCACUUCGUUAAAGGACAAUUAUAUCACUGCGCGGUAUUGACUUAUUCUGAGUGUGAUAUGUGUAAAAUGUAAAAAUACUUAAAAGCAAUGUAUCUGUAGUUAUAAUACUAAGACAUAGUAAAUAAAUGUCUGUGCAUUCUCAUGUGAAACGACAAUUAAUGUGACUUAGUGGAAACCAUUAUUUAAAAUGGAUGGAUUACAUGAAGAUGAAAAGUGCAUUUUGAUGAUUAAAGAUGGUCCGAUAUGCGGGUAUAUAGAGAGAAACGAAGAAGGAACAUACUACAAGUUUAAAAAAAUACCAUAUGCCAAGCCACCUUUGGGCAACCUCAGAUUUACACCACCAUCGCCGGCGACGCCAUGGACAGAUUUACUUGACUGCACCCAAGAGGCUCCGUUACCUUUAAGUCUAAAUGAAGAGAAGGGCAAAUAUGGCUCGGAAGACUGUUUAUACAUGGAAGUGAACUCCCCGAACAUAACACCAAAUAAACCCAUGCCAGUCAUGUUCUGGAUUGGUAGUUGUAACUAUGCUUACUAUAUUGAUCAGUUGUACGAUUCCACAUCAAUCGUGAAUGAAAGUGUUGUGUUUGUUAGAUGCGGUUUCAGAUUGGGACCGAUGGGUUUUCUUUCUAUAAACGAGUUUAGUGCUCCCGGUAACAUUGGAUUGAAGGAUAUAGUCAUGGCCCUGAAGUGGACUCAAACUAAUAUCAGCGUAUUUGGUGGAGAUCCGAAUAAUGUUACGAUAUUUGGUUCGAGCACGGGCGGUGCCACAGUACACUAUAUGAUGAUAUCACCAAUGGCCGUUGGAUUGUUCCAUAAAGCCAUAAUGCAGAGUUCCACAGCCCUCAAUAAAUUUUCCUUAAAUAAGAACCCAACUCAAGCUGCUAUUGACCUAGCUGAAAAAUUAGGUAUAACGACUGCAAACAAAUUUGACAUGGUCGACGAACUGAAAAAAGUACCUGCCCGCGAUAUAAUGGAAGCGUACAAAAAAAUAUCAGAUAAAUCAAUAUCUAACGACGAUGGUAAACUUUUUGACGUUCUGUUUAGGCCUUGCGUAGAAAAAGAAUUUGAAGGUAUGCCGACAUUUCUCAGCAAAACCCCCAGCCAAAUCCUAAAAUCUGGUACCUUUAACAAGGUCCCUAUCAUAAUCGGAUGCAACAACAUCGAAGCCUCCGUCAUCCAGAAUAUUAAAACAAAUUUCUAUGAAGAUUUCGAGAAAUUCAAUGAGGAUGUGUCGUUGCUCGUUCCAAAAUCGAUAGCAUUUAACGAAAAACUCACAAAGACUAUCGGCGAACAACUAUUAAAUUUCUACUUUAACGGUAACGGCGUUUUAAACGAACAUACAAGGACACAGUAUCUGCAACUCCUUAGCGAUUUUUAUUUCUUGUAUUAUUUGUAUGAUACCGUGCGGCUACAGUACAAAUACGCACCAGAGUGCCCAAUCUAUUACUACAUUCUAAACUAUGCUGGUGAAUGGGAUGUCCCUAAAGAAUUGAACUUUUUGAAUUCCAUAGGACAUUGCGGGGAAGUAUCCUUCCUAUUCCGAAUUAUAAUGCCAAAUAAACAAUUCUGUCGCGGCAGUCGCGAUUCUAUUACAACCAGAAACAGAGUUGUAAGACUUUGGACAAAUUUCGCCAAGUAUGGUAACCCAACGCCCGACGAGAAUGAUGCAUUGCUGCAAAUAACAUGGGAUCCAGUUGAGAACGAGGAAAAACUAAAUUAUCUUAGCAUUGGUUCCGAACUCACUAAAGGCAGGAAUCCAUAUUAUGAAAGAAUGAAAUUUUGGGACAAACUUCACGAACAGCAUGCAUUAUUAAAAACAAUACUUUAUUUCAUUGACAAGGGCGUGCAAAUUUAAGUGAGUUAUCUAAGAAUAUUCACUAUAACCGAGGAAAACACUUAGCGUUAUUAAAAAUUGUUUUUUUACGUUAUCUAACAGUUUCCUUAAAAAUCCUACGUUGUGUUGAAUAAAAAAAUCAUUUACAUAAUUAUUCAUAGCAAAAAGAAAUAUGUGCUCCGAUUAAAUUCCACUGAUUCUUUACUUCUUAAAUUAAAUUUAUUUAUACUAAUAUUCUUUUGGUAUUUAUGACAUGUAGAUUAAAUCUUAAUUUAAAAUAUAGCUAUAUGAUUAUUAUAAGUUUGUAUCGUCACAUUACUUACGAAGCGUUUACAGUUUAUCACUUCUUAAUCUUCUCACAUAUAAUAUUACAUCAGGUUAUUAAACGAGAAACGGAAAAAACUUAUGUACUGUCAUGUUGCGAACUUAGAAUAAGCCUUCAGAUUAGUUGUGACAGUAUUCCUACAUUCAAACCACCAUUCGUCAAAACAAGUGAAAGAAUACAUUAUGAUAUUUUUUUUAUUUGUUUAUAUGCCAAAGACAAGAUGAUUUUAUUAAAUUUAUGACCUUCCAGAGAUUAUUUUUUCAUCCUUGAUUAAAAUAAAGAUUGAGAAUUAUUGAAACAUAUUUUUAUGCAACAGAUAUUUAAAAUAUAUUUCUUUACUAAUCUUUAACCACGCUAGUGAUGUCAGUAUUUUCGUAAUAACGUAUAGGAAUGUUUCAAUAAAUAUGAUCGAUUUUAUUCUAAUACAUUAUUAAAUUAUUCAUAUAAAACAGAAUCUGAUCAAGGGACAUACGAAAAAUAUACCUAGAAAAUAUAUUAACUAAAAGACAUUAUAUAAUAACUGUAUACAGACAGUUUGUUAUAAAUUUUAAAAUUAUCUAAAUAUCAAUUGUUACAUAAUGGAAAAUAAAAUUGCUAUUUCAUUGGGAA
Molecule: messenger RNA, 3005 nt
Organism: Danaus plexippus (monarch butterfly)
Lineage: Eukaryota; Metazoa; Arthropoda; Insecta; Lepidoptera; Nymphalidae
Product: juvenile hormone esterase-like
Exons: 4
Coding region: 425-2092 (555 amino acids)
Source: RefSeq, a predicted model, not a curated record